UCUCUCCUCUCGUCCUUCUCUCCCGACGAGAAAACGCGGCGCUUGGAGCGUGUUGUAAGACCGGACUUGGGCUUCUGGCACAUAUAUAACAGUGUCAUCGCGGGGAUUCCGUGGAUAGUUGCACGCGACGACGCGUCGAGCGAACAUGAUCAAGAUCGUCCUGCUGUGUCUGUGUCUCUACGGAGUGGCGUUGGGCUCUCCGGUGCCGGGCUCGUUCGCCACCAUCGACGACGUGGAGAACGAAGCCGAGAUCGUGGACGCGCUGGAGCCGCUGCCCGGCAACCGUAAUCUCAACGAGAAACGAGUCCCGGUGAUAAGGUUGACCAUACCAGCCGGUUACCUGGGCCAGCUCUAUGGCACGAAGAACCUGGCCGAGCGCAAGCAGCUGCCCUUUUACGACACCGACCACAUGCUGCUGCUGCCAGGUGUGAGGAAUUUGGAGGAGAAGGCCAUACCCGAUGCCGUGAUCGCGAGAAUGAGCGCCGGCGAGGAUCCGUACUACAGUGCCAGGCAUCCCAAGUCCGAGGUGGAGAAAGUUGUCGUCUAGAAGUUUCGUUUAUGUUUAUCGAAUUUUCGUAGCAGCCGCAGUUGUUGCGUUGGAAAUUUUUUUCCCCUGUUUAUACGUGCCGCAAAUUGAUGUAGUUUUGCGCUCUGAAUUUGAAUUGAUGUCUGCGUUGAUUUACCGUAUUCUCGGAAAGUAUUUGUGUGCAAUCACGAGGAAAGCGCUUUUUAACGAUCUUUGUUGGAAAUUUUUUUCAAAUUUAAAUGCCAUGCAAAGUGGCGCUUGAUUCUAAUUUUUAUCUAAUUGAGUGAUAUAAGAUAUUUUUACGUUCUUACGAAGAAUUCUUCUAUUUAUGUACGCGAACGGUAGAAUUUAUUUAGAUUUAAUGCACUUAACUUAUUUGUUGUACUAAAAUGCUACUUGCGUUGGAGUGUUUAUGGAGUAUAUCAUUGUCGUGCUAGAUAUAAUGCUGUUUUUUAUAAUACACUUGUGAAAACGGGUUAAAUUUCUGGAAAAUAAUAUUUAAAAUAGUUUUCGUCAGACAAUUUUCUAGAUUGCUGCUUUAAAAUUCGCCAAAAAGGAGUAAUUUGUAUUAAGAUAUUUAUAAAUUUACAUUCAAAUAAAUAAAUAGUUUGCUAAUUCGAACAA
Nasonia vitripennis (jewel wasp) is the source of this 1150-nucleotide messenger RNA. RefSeq lists its product as uncharacterized. Bases 146 to 547 code for a protein of 133 amino acids. NCBI's taxonomy places the organism in Eukaryota, Metazoa, Arthropoda, Insecta, Hymenoptera, Pteromalidae. The record is from RefSeq and is a predicted model, not a curated record. The transcript has 2 exons.